Nilaparvata lugens (brown planthopper) is the source of this 2063-nucleotide messenger RNA. RefSeq names its product apoptosis inhibitor 5 (gene cass). NCBI's taxonomy places the organism in Eukaryota, Metazoa, Arthropoda, Insecta, Hemiptera, Delphacidae. Gene Ontology annotation, molecular function: RNA binding. Gene Ontology annotation, cellular component: nucleus. The record is from RefSeq and is a predicted model, not a curated record. Gene Ontology annotation, biological process: negative regulation of apoptotic process. The transcript is spliced from 9 exons. Bases 116 to 1768 code for a protein of 550 amino acids.
UUCAUCUUCAUUUGCAUUUCUGUGGACGAUGUUGGCUUGUGUCGUGAACGUUUUCUAUUCGAGUGUUAUUUUGUGACUAGUUUUGUGAAUUUUAUUGUUUCUACACAUUAUCAAAAUGAAUGGUAACGAUUGUAUUGAAAAACUGUACAGAAAUUUUGGAGUUCUCGCUGAUGCAAAAGAUAAAAUCGCUGAACAUGAAAAAGAGUAUCUGGAGAUUCUUAUGGCUGUGAAAGGAUCCGAGAAGGAAAAACGGUUGGCAUCACAAUUUAUUGCCAGAUUUUUCAAGCAUUUCCCAAAUUUAGCUGAUCAAGCAAUAGAAGCCCAAUUGGAUUUAUGUGAAGACGAGGAUGUGUCUAUCAGGAAACAGGCGACCAAGGACCUGCCGAGCCUGUGCAAGGACAACAAGGAGCACACCCAGCGCAUCGCCGACAUCCUGGCCCAGCUGUUGCAGGCCGAAGACAAGUCAGAGCUGGCCGUAGUGCAGAACUCGCUGAUGACGCUUUUCAAGAUCGACGCCAAAGGAUCACUGGCCGGUCUGUUUGCGCACAUAUUGAACGGGGAGGACGCCGUCAGGGAUCGAUGCAUGAAGUUCUUGGGCGGCAAACUGAAGGCGCUGGGUCAUGAGGUGGUCAACCGGGAGGCUGAGGACUAUCUCAUCGCUGAGGCUAAGAAGGUGUUGCAGGACGUGACGGCGGACGAAUUUCACAUCUUGAUGGAGGUGCUGGUGUGGACACGGCUGGGCCAAUCACCGGCCGGCCACCGUGAGUUGGUCGAGAUAGUGGCCGAGCAGGCACUCGGCGAGCCUGACUUUGACCCGAGUGACGACGAGCAUGUGGACCGGCUCGUGCAUAGCGCCAAGCAUGCGUUGCCUUACUUCAGUUCGCAGAUAGAUUCGUCCAAGUUUGUGGUGUACAUGUGUGAGCUGGUGCUUCCUCGGCUGUCGGAGGUGUCGUCAGCUGAUGAGAACAGCGACCCACAGCUGGACAUUCUCAAGCUGUUUGCCGAAUUGUGCACACACUGCACCAAACUGCCAGACCCCACCGUGUCUGUGCAGUGUGUCUUCAAUACGCUGUUGAGUUUCAUGCCGCCGCCACCAAUGACAGAUGGCGAAGAGCAGGAAGAACCGAAGCUGUUUUUUUCGUACGUUGAAUGUCUGAUGUACUCACUGCAUCGGCUGGCUCGGCUCUGCCCCGAAUUCCUUACACAAGACGCUGACCGACUCAAGGAUUUCAGACUCAGACUGCAGUAUUUUGCCCGUGGCAUACAGGGCUACAUCAAGAAACUGCGUGAAGCCCUUCAAGGCAAAACCGGAGAAGAGCUGAAAACCGAAGAGAAUAAAAUCAAAGUGGUUGCUCUGAAAACAACAUCCAACAUCAACACAUUGAUCAAGGAUCUGUUCCAUUCACCACCCAGUUUCAAGUCGACAAUCAGUCUGUCUUGGAAGCCUGCCAGAUUGAAUAGUAACACCAAGGACGGCAGUCACAGAGGAGGAGGGGAUGCAAUGAAGCGCCACACACCGAUCACAUUUGGGGAGGGGGGUGCACCAGACAGCAAGCAGAGCAAGCAGGACUCGCGGGGAAACCGAGAACUGUAUCAGCCGCCCGGCGGAAAGUACAGCGACAAGGUGUCCCAAUACUCUCCAUCGCAGCUACAACAGAGAGGCGGCAGACCGAGAGGCGGUUCCGGUGGUGGCAGAGGAGCUCGUCUAUCCGGAGGCGGUGGAGGAUUCAGAGGAGGCGGUUCCCGUGGUUGGAGACGGGGUUACUGAUCUCGGCGCCCCCCAAACAACUGGCAAGUACGGGCUUCGAUACCCUUCGGAUAUUGAUUACUUUUUUAAUAGUGAGUGCUACGGUGAAAAAAAAAGAUUCUAAAUAAACUCGGAUUAGUGAUUCGUGGUCGACAGUUUACCACCUUAGAAAACCUUGUUUCUAAAUAAACUACGGAUUAGUAAUUGAAUCGAGAUCGACAGUUUACUGCCUUAGAAAACUUUGAUUCUAAAUAAACUUUGGAUUAGUGAUUCGAGGGCAACAGUUUACUACCUUAGAAAACUUCGAUUUUAAAUA